Messenger RNA from Aspergillus versicolor CBS 583.65, 2208 nucleotides. RefSeq names its product Zn(II)2Cys6 transcription factor. Gene Ontology annotation, molecular function: zinc ion binding; RNA polymerase II cis-regulatory region sequence-specific DNA binding; DNA-binding transcription factor activity, RNA polymerase II-specific. The transcript is spliced from 2 exons. The coding region runs from base 1 to 2208 and encodes 735 amino acids. Gene Ontology annotation, biological process: DNA-templated transcription; positive regulation of transcription from RNA polymerase II promoter by galactose. Gene Ontology annotation, cellular component: nucleus. Lineage: Eukaryota; Fungi; Ascomycota; Eurotiomycetes; Eurotiales; Aspergillaceae. The record is from RefSeq and is a predicted model, not a curated record.
AUGUUCUCAACAUUCGCAACCAACAGCCUUAAAGAAAACAACAAGACUUCUCCCGCCUCACCCCAGCGACCUAAACGCCACCAGGUUGCACGCGCCUGCGACUGGUGCCGCGUCCAUCGCGUCAAAUGCGAUAGCAGCUCGCCCUGCCAAAACUGCCGCGACAGAGGAGGCCGUUGCACCAAGAAAAACGCGUCGAAAGGCGUGGCCAGAACGCAGACGCUGCCCGAAGCAGUGAGAGAAAUCGAACGACUGCAACAGCAAGUCCGCGAUCUCGAAGAGCGACUCGAAAAUGCGACCGGCUGUCCAUCCACAUCCAUCGCUGACGAUCGACCGGUGAAGAAAGGAACAAGUAGAGGAUGGGACGGAAUCCAUACUCGCACCGCUCGCUCCUCGCGGACCCAGUGGUAUGGCCCUUCAUCGACCUUCUAUUUCAUCGGCCGCAUGAACGCGUACCUUUCUACUGUGCUUGAACACCCUCCAGAGGACCACAACAUUCAGCCCAAUUCUGCGAGUCGGACCUUCUCAAGCCCGUCGUCUCCUAGAAUGCCAGGAGAGCUGCCAGCGCCCCCGAGUGCUUUCGCAGGCGAGAAGUCAGAGGGAUACCUGAACAGUAUCGAAGAGGACUAUUUUCUGGACAUGUUCUGGCAUUCCUACCAUCCCACAUACCAAAUAUUGGAUGAGUCGGAGUUUUGCGAGCACUACAAGUCCCUCUGGAUAGAUUCAACUACAACUCGAGCCUCCUCUGCCCUGGUGGAUAUUGUGCUGGCUCUAUGUAUGCAAUAUGGCGUGGCUUUGACGCCAGACAAGGAUAGUGUCAACGGCCACGGCCAUCUCGAUACCGAGGACGCAAGCAUCGCCGGCCGAUGGUACUACCAGCGAUCGCAAACACUGCUCAUGUCGGAGCUCGAGAGCCCGUCCAUUGCUACGCUUCAAUGCCAUAUAUUCUCCGUUGUUUACCUCUGCAAUGCUUCGUUCCAGAAUAUGGCACAUACGACACUGGCGCUUGCGUUGCGCACAGCCCAUAUUCUCGGCCUUCAUCUUGAACCUCCGGCGGAUAUGCCACGUCCCCAGCGAGAAUUGCGGAAGCGCAUCUGGUGGACACUGUACUGUGUCGAGACCAAAACAUGCAUGAAGCUUGGUCGCCCUUCCUCUGUUGCUGAAAUGUCUGCCACUUGCCAGCUGCCUGCUGAUGACCGCGAGCUGGCCCGACUCUCUCUGUCGAAUAUCGCGGCCUACGGGGACAAGGUGACGUGGUUUACCUACGGUCGCCUUAUUGUAACACUGGUGCUCGCAGCACAGAGAGUCUACUCAGCAUUCUACGAUAAGUCGGCGGAAAUUCUGGCUUCUGCUGGGGCGAAGAAUCUUCAUGCGGACUUGCAUUGCCUGGAGUCCUCAGCAGAGUUCCUCACUUCGCAGAUGAACGAAAUCAGCGAAUGGCUGCGAACUGUCCCUGAUGGCAUGAAGACGAAGCGCAGAGAUGGAGGAGAAUCGUUCUCGGUUGACAGGACUGGCUUGGAACUGGAGCGGUAUGCACCAUCAUGGCUACAGCGCCAGCGCCUUCUUCUCGAGCUUCUCUACCAUAAUCUAUUAAUGAAUAUCCACCGGACCUUCAUCUGCUUCCCGUCCAACCCAGUCGUAGACUCCAACCAUACCCCCGUUGCUCAAGGCCAUGCAGUUUUUUGCCUCAACCACGCGAUAGCGAUCACCGACAUACUCAACCAGGUUCACACUACUACCGAGUAUCUAAAAGGCUGGUAUGAAGCCUUCCAAUGGCAAUGGAAUGCGACCCUUUCCAUGCUUGGCUUUAUCCUAGCCUAUCCUCUUCAUCCGUCAACCGCAGCUGCUCGUGGAGCAAUCGACGAUGCCAUCACGGUGUUUAAAGUAUUCGGCAAUCAUUUCGCUGUGGCCGCUAGUGCGGCCGACGUUACUCGAUCCCUGGUCAAUAAAGCUGACUUUCUAAGUGGCCGCUUUGCUGCAAGAAAUGGCACGAUCUCGAACCUAACACCCCUAUCGCCAGAGCCAAUAGAUGAUGGGCUGUUAAGCCAGAUCGGAAUUAAUGUGAUUGGAGGUUCAACCAUGGUAGAUGAGUCUACGGCCAUCUUCCAGAGUUCGCUGAUGGGCGCCAUGGGAUUUGCCCACGAUGUUGAUUCGUUUUACAGCUUUGAGCCUUUAUAUGCUGCGGAUGGAUGGUCCUUCAACCAACAGUGA